Spirometra erinaceieuropaei is the source of this 462-nucleotide messenger RNA. The record is from the annotation of a GenBank genome assembly. NCBI's taxonomy places the organism in Eukaryota, Metazoa, Platyhelminthes, Cestoda, Diphyllobothriidea, Diphyllobothriidae.
AUGUCCACGCCAGCCCAACGCCGGCUUCUGCGGGAUCUCAAACGCCUACAGAACGACCCACCUCCAGGAAUAUGUGGCUCUCCCACAGACAAUGUAAUGGUUUGGAACGCCGUAAUCUUCGGACCGGAGGAAACCGCUUUCGAGGAUGGCACAUUUAAGCUGAAGCUUGAGUUCACCGAAGAAUACCCUAACAAGGCGCCUCGCGUUGUUUUCGUUUCAAAAAUGUUCCAUCCCAAUGUUUACGCUGACGGUAGUAUAUGCUUGGAUAUUCUUUCGAACGCAUGGAGUCCUACCUACGACGUCCUUGCAAUUUUGACUUCCAUUCAGUCGCUUCUUGAUGAACCUAAUCCCAACUCACCGGCAAAUAGUGUAGCGGCCCAGUUGUACGUCGAGAAUCGCAGGGAAUACGAGAAGCGAGUCCGCGCUUGUGUCGAAGACAGUUGGGACGACAAGGACGCAUGA